GAUCAAUUUCGUCACCAUCCCCUUCCUCUUCGACAACCCGAAACCCCGACGGAUCACUCGCUACUCCCCCUCCUCUGUGUGUGUACACGCACUUAUUCUCUCGUCGAACUUCUUUCUACCCAAAUUCGUCGUUUGGCACUGCGCAGUAAACGUUUCCUCCGCGGUUACUAAUUUCCCGAACUCGCCGCGUGUUGGAUACCUUUUCGUCUCCAGAUCAACCUAGAAUCUUCUCUCCAAACAAACAGAGAUAUCACUGUCUCGAAGACAAACAGUACCAACCCAUCACUAUGGCUCCGCAACAACGAAACCCCGUACUCAAUGAAGACGGAAACACGGGGAUGCGACGGGUGGACUCCGAGGCUUCCGACAUGAGUGAACUCGGCAACGAUACACGAGCGCAAGACUAUCGCAUCCGUAAGAGUUCCUUGAUUGGAAUGAUCGACUGGGGGCACGUUAUGGUGUCCCAUCUUCCCUUGCUCAUGGUCGUGGGUAUCCUGACGCUGGUGGCGCAGAUUGUGCACCAGGUUGUAAUUGAACUCGGUCUGCAAAACAUUGACUGGUCCGUGCAGACCGUGUCGACCAUCUGUCACGCCAUCAAGGAGCUCUUUCGCGAUUUGUACGCUUCCAUUAUGGAAAGUCGCGGCUUUGACUUAUUCUCCCCCGCCGUCAAAACCACCGCCCUCCUGUUGUUCCUCGGCGCCUGGUGGAUGAGACGCAAGAGCCCCGUCUAUCUUUUGUCCUUUGCAACCUUCAAGGCCCCGGAUUCUUGGAAAAUGUCGCACGCACAGAUUGUGGAAAUUAUGCGCCGUCAAGGGUGCUUUUCCGAAGACUCGCUCGAAUUCAUGGGCAAAAUUCUGGCGCGCUCGGGUACCGGCCAAGCCACGGCUUGGCCUCCGGGCAUAACCCGCUGUCUACAGGACGAAAACACCAAAGCUGAUCGGUCCAUCGAAGCGGCACGCCGCGAAGCCGAGAUCGUCAUCUUUGACGUCGUCGAAAAGGCUCUCCAAAAAGCCCGCGUCCGGCCCCAAGACAUUGACAUUCUCAUUAUCAACUGCAGUUUGUUCAGCCCAACUCCCUCGUUGUGCGCCAUGGUACUGUCCCACUUUGGCAUGCGCAGCGACGUUGCCACCUUCAAUUUGUCCGGCAUGGGCUGUUCCGCCUCGCUCAUUAGCAUCGAUCUCGCCAAAUCCCUCUUGGGCACCCGGCCGAAUAGCAAGGCCCUCGUGGUGAGUACGGAAAUCAUCACGCCCGCCUUGUACCACGGCAGCGACCGGGGCUUUUUGAUCCAAAACACGCUCUUCCGCUGCGGCGGAGCCGCCAUGGUGUUGAGCAAUUCCUGGUACGACGGUCGCCGCGCCUGGUACAAGCUGCUACACACGGUCCGGGUGCAGGGCACCAACGAAGCCGCCGUCUCGUGCGUCUACGAAACCGAAGACGCCCAGGGACAUCAGGGUGUACGCUUGAGUAAGGAUAUCGUCAAGGUGGCGGGCAAAUGCAUGGAAAAGAACUUUACCGUUUUGGGUCCGUCCGUGCUACCGCUGACGGAGCAAGCCAAGGUGGUGGUGUCGAUUGCCGCCCGGUUUGUUCUGAAAAAGUUCGAAGGGUACACGAAACGCAAGGUACCGUCGAUUCGGCCGUACGUGCCGGAUUUCAAACGCGGCAUCGACCACUUUUGUAUCCACGCCGGGGGACGUGCCGUGAUUGACGGUAUCGAAAAGAAUAUGCAGCUGCAAAUGUACCACACCGAGGCGUCGCGUAUGACGCUACUGAAUUACGGCAACACGAGCAGCAGCAGUAUCUGGUACGAGUUGGAGUACAUUCAGGACCAGCAAAAGACGAAUCCGCUGAAAAAGGGCGACCGGGUAUUGCAAGUGGCGUUCGGGUCCGGCUUCAAGUGCACGUCCGGGGUGUGGCUCAAGCUCUAAACGUGCACCCGAAGGCACCGCUGGUAUGCUUGGAUGGGGGGUUUGAUGGGACUCUACGAACGAAUCUUCGCUACGCAAACUUACAUAUAUACACACACACACACACACACACCGACCGACACACUUUCUCUCUCUCUCCGUUUAUGGUUGACACUAUCUACACUUACUGUUACUACAUUUUGCCUCAACUGGACUAGAACUUCUCUCAUUGUCAAAAUUUGGAAGGGUUCUUGCGUGGUUGCACUUUAUUCUGUAGCUAGACGCGUUUCAACUUACUACCUAAACGGUACAACGUUGAAUGGGACUAAGAACCUAGGCUAGGAUUGCAUCC
Molecule: messenger RNA, 2256 nt
Organism: Phaeodactylum tricornutum CCAP 1055/1
Lineage: Eukaryota; Bacillariophyta; Bacillariophyceae; Surirellales; Neidiaceae
Gene: KAS1
Product: beta ketoacyl-coa synthase
Exons: 2
Coding region: 288-1925 (545 amino acids)
Biological process (GO): fatty acid biosynthetic process
Cellular component (GO): membrane
Molecular function (GO): acyltransferase activity, transferring groups other than amino-acyl groups
Source: RefSeq, a predicted model, not a curated record